Rotaria sp. Silwood1 is the source of this 279-nucleotide messenger RNA. The record is from the annotation of a GenBank genome assembly. Lineage: Eukaryota; Metazoa; Rotifera; Eurotatoria; Philodinida; Philodinidae.
AUGUUUCGAAUAUGCAUAAAAGAAGAUGAAGAUGAAUUAGCACAAGAAUUUCUUGAAUCAAGUGCUAAAUUAGUUUGGGAUAAAAUUGUUGAUGCAAUUGAUUCUCUAAGAUGGCAACAUGAACUACAUAGUGUACGUUUAAUUGAAUCAUUACCAGAAGUUGAAAUAUUACACAAUUAUGCUUUUAAAUAUAAACGAUUACAAUUGCUUGAUAUGCUUUUAAGACUUAAUACAACUGCUUGUGCAAGAAGUGAACCAAAAUUGCAAACUCAUUUUUGA